Messenger RNA from Sardina pilchardus (European sardine), 5431 nucleotides. RefSeq names its product KIAA0586 ortholog. Lineage: Eukaryota; Metazoa; Chordata; Actinopteri; Clupeiformes; Clupeidae. The coding region runs from base 113 to 4954 and encodes 1613 amino acids. The transcript has 33 exons. The record is from RefSeq and is a predicted model, not a curated record. Gene Ontology annotation, cellular component: ciliary basal body; centriole. Gene Ontology annotation, biological process: smoothened signaling pathway.
UAUUGUUGUCAGCAACUGUUGCUGUGUUUUCAGAGUUAUUAACCUGCAACACAAUCAUGCCAUAUCAUUAUUUAUUUAGUUUUUACCUCUGAAACAUUCAAGGAAUAAUGUAAUGUUGAUGGAUUGGUUGCUAACGUGUCAUGCUUCUGGAACUAACCAGCUCUCUUCAAAUGAUGAAACCUCAAACUCUGGUUCUGUUGCGCACCAAUUAGUGUCUGAAGAUCUCCGGGCAAGCAAGCAACCAGUCCUUUCGAAAGAGAUCAGAAUGCAAGCAGUGAGAAAAGAAUCUCAGGUACCAAGAAGGCAUGAGAUCCCUGAGGUGCAAACACAUGUUAGCCAGGCAGGGGGCAGUGGACACAAAGCAAGACCUGAUGUAGUGAUAUCUACCUAUGCUCCUGGUGGAAAGGAGGCAGUUCGAGCAGCCAUGAAACAGAGAUCUCAGAGUGCCCCAGUGAAGCGGCAGGUGAAAGUGAAGCUGCUGGAUCAGAGUGCAGCACUGACCCCAGAGCUGCAGAUUGGUCAGCAGCCUCAGCCCCAGCUCCAGCCCAGCCAGGUCUGGCCGCCUGCCACAGAGGACCAGCACGCUGCAACCACGGCUGCAGCUGUUACUGCUGCUGCUAUCGCUGCCACUGCUCCCAUUAUGAAGGCUCAAAGUGACAUGGAGGCAAUGAUGGCGAGGUUGGCGUCCGAGCUGAGGCGACUGCAGGAGAUGGGCAGUGGUGGCGGCAGGGUGCAGGAAGGGGGCGCCAGCGAGCGCGUGGCCCAGCUGGAGCAGCAGCUAAGCGCCCUCACGCAGCAGAGGCUGCAGCACCUGGAGCUCAUCCAGAACCAACAGCUGGAGCUGCAGAACCGUUUGAUGGGCUCCGCCCUGGAUGUAGUCGCAGGCAGGGCCUCGGCUCUUGCCCAGCGCCCCCAGCCUGUGAGCGCUCCCCCUGUGAUGGUAAACACGCCCCAAACAAAACACAACCCCGGUGUGGACAAGUACACAUCUGACAAAGCCUUCAGAGCCUCAGGCAGCCAAUUGGAGGAUCAAAGAGGCAGAAGUCGGAGCCCUCUGGAGACUCCAGCCCCCCGCAAGGUGAUUCCCAAACCCGUCCGCUGGAACAGUGGAGUGCAGCCCCCAAAGCAUCACGCGCCCAAAGCAUCAAAGCAGUCACGUCCGGAGAAAGGAAAUGGCAGACUUCUGGAAGACAUCCUUAACAACCAGCGAUCUCCCGGGAGGAGCACACGGUCUGUUGGGGGAAAGCGGGUUGCUAUGGCAACAGCGGAGCACCAAACAGACAAAAACAGGGAAGACCAGUCUCGGCGUGAGGUCAACAGGACCUCCCCCGGCAGCUCUCCGGCAGAACUAGGGGAGUUCUCAGGAAGGAGGCCCCAGGACGUGCAGCCCGGGCUGGGCGGGACCGAUGAGCCAGGGCCCCCGUCUGGAGCAGAGGCUGCGGAGACCUCCGGCUCCGCUGUGAGGCAGGCCAACGAAAUGCUGCAGGACCUGGGCCGACUCAAGAGCGAGAUGCAGACCCUGCUGCAGGCGCGUGAUGCGUUUCCUGUGGAGCGCAGCAGGAGCACCCUCCACUCGGCGCCAGCGCCCGCUCCGGCUCCAGCCGCCGCCCCUCCCCCGCCCGCCGCCGCCGUCUCCAUGCGGCCUCAGGGGGCUUCGGCUGUGUUCAUGCCCACAGCGGUGCCUCUCAGUCGGCCCAGCCUGCUGCAGAAGCACCCGGCCCCACCCUCCAUGUUCGAGGACGCCGGCCGGGUGCUGAGGGAGGUGCGGCGCAGCCGGAAGGUUCUGGAGGACAACCUGGAGGCCCUCCUGCGGGCACGAGACGCCGACGCUCUGCACUGGCAGCUGGAGGCGCUGGCCAACAACAGAGAUGCCAGUGAGGAGCUGCGUGUCAGGAGGACAGUGGACGCCUGGAUCAACACCUUGAAUAAAGAGAUUCAGGACGAGCUGGUGCGGGAGGAAGUUGAAAGGGAGCGCAGCAGAGAGGCCGCCCAGCAGGCGAGCGGGGAAGGCAAGGCGGUCGCAGCGGGUCCCUCCGACCCCCGGCCAAGGGCCCCGAGAGGCCCCCAGGCGGCAGCCAGCAAGAGACCCCUCCACAGAAGCACCAGGGGCCAGGAGAACAGGCAGCCGCCAAACAAGCAGGCGCUCGCAAGCUCCUCCGCACACACCACCCAGCAGCAGCAGCAGCAACCGCAGCCACAGCAAAAGCCACAUACGAUUACGGAGGUGGAUGUGAGACUGGACAGAAGGGACGAUGAGGAGUUCCUGUCCAGGAUCUACGGCAAGGCGCUGUACGAGGGCCACCGGCGGACCCUGAAGAAAGGGCCGUACCUGCGCUUCAGCUCGCCGUCGCCACCGUCCAAAGCCCAGCGGCCCAAAGUCAUCGAGAGUGUCAGAGGUGUGAAGAUGAAGUCCUCGAAGACCCAGACGAGUCUGGAGCCUGUCCCAGCCCCAGUGCCGUCUGAGCCCCGGUUCCUCUUCACCCCCACUGGGCCUGCGGACCAGCAGGACCCAGCCUCCCCCAUGCAGGGCUACCUCAUCCCCAUGGCCAUCCCCCUGGGCGAACCCAGGGUGGACCCGCGCGGCCCCCGGCCCUCCCGCGUCGUCAUUAGCGACAGGCCCGUCACCGUGACGACCUCGUACACUCCCGCCCCCGCGCCCGCGGCCCCGGCGCCCCGCAAACCCAACGUGGUGCUGCUGGAGGUGCGGUCGGAGCAGGCCAGGCGGCCGCCCCCUCAGCUCCAGGUGCAGGUCCAGCCCAGCGUCAACAUCGACAGCGCCUCCCUCUCCAGCCUCAGCUCGGCUGCCUCGCCCUCUCCCCUCCCGCCUCCGUCCUCCUCCCCACCGCCGCCGCCUCAUCUCCGGCCUCUACCUCCGGCCUCGCAGGCGGCGGAGGGAAAACAGCCGAUCCGAGUGGAGGAGGAGGAGGAGGAGGCGGAGGAGGAGGAGGAGGACGUGUUUCCAGGGACGAAUUUCCUGGCGGUGGCCGACAUCGCUCAGGAGCCUGAAGAGGAUGCUGUCCUUCCAGAUGCCCCCAUUGAGCUGAAUGGCCAGGCGACUUCUGCAGCUCCUCUGUACCACGGACCCGCCUUCCCCCCCGUCCCUCCUCAGCCGGUCCCCCUCACCGAGCCCAUCCUCGCCACCAUACACCAGCGGGAGAGCGUGGAGAACCGCCUGGUCCACUGGGUUGAGCAACAGGUGAUGGCCCGCGUCAUUACUGAGAUGUUUGCCCGGCGAUCCCAAGGUGACCCAACCGACCACCCAGAGCCUGCGGAGAGUGAGGCCUCAGAACCAGGGGUCGUGGCCAGCACGCUGGGCCUUCAGCUCUUCCUGGACGAUGGCAGGCCAGUGGAGCCGGCGGUGCUCCGGCACUACGUGGAGGAGACGCUGGCCGAGGUCGUGUCCAGCAUGCUGGGGGAGAGGGAGAGACAGACACACACCCCAGAGCCCGCAGCUCCCAGUGCCCAGCAACAGCCAACGGCACCAGAGGAGGCUGUGGUGCCCACCCCAGUGCCCACCCCAGAGCCCAGCGUGAGGCGGAGCCCCCCGUGCCGCAGCCACACCCAGUCCCCCCUGGACACACCCCAGGCCUCGGAGCACGGCUCCCCCGAGCACACACCCAGGGAGGCUGAACCCCAGCUCCCCGCUCCAGAAGCAGAAGAGCCUCCGGUUGCCACGCCCACCACCACCCCGGUCCCGUCGCCGCCCCGAGUGUCCACGCCGUCUCCGCCCCCGGCCGCCCCCGAGCUGGCCAGCCUGCGCAACCACCCCUGGGGAGACGCCGAGCUCCCGCUCCAGGAGGAGCAGCCUCACAGCGAGAAGGAGGAGCCAGCGCUGCUGACCCCAGUUGUCAUGUCCGUGGCUAGAGAGGAGGAGCCCGUCCUCCCAUCUCCUCCUCCUGCCAAACCCCAGACUCCAGUGCCACCACCUGCUGCUGCCACCGUGGUGAGGGAGCCCUCUCCUCCUCCUCCUCCUCCUGCUCCUGCUCCUGCUCCUGCUACUCCUCCCUCUCCCUCCUCCACGGAGGAGAGCAGCUCCGGCGGCUCGCUGACGGAGACGGAGGCCGUGGCCAGACACAUCUCCGAGGGGGAGCUGCUGCUCAGUUACAGCCACAUAGCAGCAGCCAGAGCUCUGGAGGUGGAGGGCCUGAUCUUGCCCAACCUGAACGCCAGUCUGUCCAGCUCUCUGCUGGGUGUGCAGGACAUGGACUAUGACCCACCUAGUGAAGGUCAGGUGGUUCUGAGGCCACACCCACGGUCUCAGCACGACCCAAUCCUGGCUCUCUUGGCUCGUAUGGACCGGGGCCCAGUCACACAGCAGCCUGCGGAGAGGUCCUGGGAGGAGGGCAGCAGUGCGGGUGAGGUGAGUGAAGGCCAGAGACCCCUACUUCCAGCCGAGGGAGAGAGCGUGAUGAGCACACACCCACUCCUGGAGCCCUCUCACACGCACAGAGGAACACUCACGUCACCUGGACAGCUCACGGAAGCAGCAGGUGAGGCCGGGUUGCUGUCGGCCGACGGCGGUGGGUUUGGGGCCAGUCAGAGCGGGCCGCACACACAGACCUCCAGGCCCAGGCCCGCCACCGCGCCCCCUCCACCCAGCGGAGCUGGAGCUGCCCGGGCGCCAACUCCACCAGCGGGCCUCCCACCCUGCUUAGAGGAGGCGCCGGAUCCUUUUGUGGAGCCGUCCCACAGACCCGCUCCUAUCCUGGUGAGGCAGUAUGAGCAGCGGGCCCCGCGAGACUCCCACAGGCCAGACCCCUACCACCAGAACGGCCACCAGGACUUGGAUGACUUCUUCGAGGACAGAGUUAAUGGAGCGCAAGCCAGUCAGCAGGAGGCGGGAGCUGUCAAGGUGAUGUCCGUCCGCCUCCCCUCUGUCCCUCUGGAGGACAACUCCGCCAGCAUCAGCACCGUGGAGGGCGACACCGACUCCUCCGCCAACGACAUCUUUUAACACGGGACCCACACACACACACACACACUGUAUGACCUCUCUGCUGCCCAACAUGGGCCCCUCUCUGCUGCCCAACAUGGGCUCCUCCGUCGGGGGCCCCUUGGCCGCACAGCCAGCGUCGGUUCCGCAGAGGAACACCCAGAACUUGUCCACUAAUCAUGCAUCUUCACUCAGGCUCGUUCUCCGCGCAGGCCUCAGACUUGUCUACCAGUCAGGGGCCAGUGAGAGAGAAAUCAAAUAGCGAAAAUCAAUUAUUUUUUGUGAGCCUUCGUUUUUUAAAUUCUCGUCUCGUCUCGUCUGUGGGUGAAAUAAUUUAUUUUUUUAUUGACUAAUUUAUGUUUUAUCUUCGCCGCUAUGCCUCAAGAGCACGGGUCCAAUGAGACCCGUGUUUCUAAAAUCUGUCUGGUGCCAGAGAGGGUGAGUGUUUGUUUUGAGUGCUUUUUGAGAGAUUAAAAAAAGAGAAAUGUUUUAUACUAA